Messenger RNA from Zophobas morio, 4071 nucleotides. Its product is annotated as ATP-binding cassette sub-family C member 4-like. Gene Ontology annotation, biological process: transmembrane transport. The record is from RefSeq and is a predicted model, not a curated record. Gene Ontology annotation, molecular function: ATP binding; ATP hydrolysis activity; ABC-type transporter activity. Gene Ontology annotation, cellular component: membrane. The transcript has 8 exons. Bases 273 to 4013 code for a protein of 1246 amino acids. Lineage: Eukaryota; Metazoa; Arthropoda; Insecta; Coleoptera; Tenebrionidae.
CCGUCCAAAAUACGCUUAAUUGCCGUCUUUAGCAUAAACAAACAAACAACCAAACACUACACCAGGACAACGACCUGUUUACCCACAGAAGCAAAAUACUCGAAAAUCAAACCAGAUAACAAUACGGAGUCAUAGAAAAAUCGUAGUGUUUGACUUGUUAAUACAUAUUUACUUUACGUGAUACAAUAUCACAAGACUUCUUAUAAAACUCCGAAACAGACACGAAUGUAUUUCUUAAUGAUGAUAACGAUAGGUCGGUGAGUGCGUUAAAGAUGGACCACUUGGAAAAACCGAAGCGGAAAGCCCACCCGAGAGAUAGAAACAGUUUCGUUUCAAAUAUCUUCUUUUUGUACGCCGUCAGAUUGUUCCAGAAAGGGUUCAAAAGAGACUUGGGGGAAGAUGAUUUGUACGAAGUGUUGAAGAGCUACAGGUCGAAGAAACUAGGCGACCAGUUGGAACUAGAAUGGGAAAAACAGAAGAAAAAAGGGAAAAAUCUGUCGGUAGUACGAUUGAUGUUGAACUGCUAUGGUGUUUACUAUCUUUACUUGGGUUUCGUGCAACUGUUCAUGAACGUCACAGAAAUAGUCAUACGACCAUAUGCUUUAGGAAAACUAGUCGCCUACUUUGCUCCCGGCCAAACCGAUAUUUCUAAACAAGACGCCUACUUAUAUGCAGCGAUAGUACUGGGGUACAAUUUCUGCCAAUGUGUGUACAAACACAACUACUACCUCAUGCUAGCCUCGUUUGGGGUGAAAGUUCGGGCCGCUUUUUGCUCUUUCAUGUACCGAAAAGCCCUAAAGCUAAGUCCAGCGCAUCUUGGUGAUAUCUCCAUAGGCAAAAUCGUCACUCUGAUGACCAAAGAUGUAGACACGUUCGAGUUUUUCAUAGAUUUCGGGAACGAUUUGUGGAUUGGUUUUGUCAAGACUUUGGUGGUUUGUAUAACUCUAUACAGACGAAUAGGAGUGUCUGCACUCGUGGGUGUUGGUUUCUUCUUUUUGAUAAUGCCCAUACAAAUUUACCUUGGAACCAAAGUCACACAGAUGAAACUAUCAAUGUGCAAGACAACAGACGAGAGGUUACAAAGCACCCAAGAAACUCUAUCUGCCAUCAGAAUCAUCAAAAUGUACACUUGGGAGAAGAUUUUUGAUAGAAAAAUCUCAGAAGCGCGAAAGAAAGAAGUCCACAUGACUUUCAAAAUGUCAGCGCUGCGCUUUUUUAUUCUAGCCAUAGGUAGCUUGAACUCUCACGUCGCUUUCUACCUCAUGGUGAUGAGCUACAUUUGGUUUGGAAAUCUAGUCACGGCCGAAAUCAUCUAUUUCAUCUUAACGACAUUCCAAAGCUUAACUUUUGGUCUAAGUAUCCUCUUCCCGAUCGGUGUCUACCAGACCGCCGAACUCAGAUCAGCAAUCACCCGAAUCGGGCAAAUUUUAAAAGCGUCAGAACUACAACACGAACUACCCUCUAGCGAAAUCGUAACUUCGCCUAGAAUUAACCUGAAAAACGUGACCGUCUCGAUUCAUAGUAACAAGAUCCUUAAAGACAUCACUAUUAACAUAGAAAAGGGUCUAACCCUAAUCACCGGACCCGUCGGUAGCGGCAAAUCCUUCCUUUUGAAAACUAUUCUAAGAGAUUAUCAAACGGAAGAAGGCCAUGUGACGGUUCAAGGUACCAUUUCCUACGCAUCCCAAGAACCUUGGUUGUUCCCGUCGUCCAUUCGCCAAAACAUUCUAUUCGGGGAAAAAUACAACGAGAAACGAUACAACGAGGUACUAAAAGUGUGUGCUUUGAUUUACGACUUCGAGCUGCUGGAAAAUGGUGAUAGUACCAUAGUGGAGGAUCGAGGGAUCAACCUGAGCAAAGGACAACAAGCGAGGAUCAAUUUAGCCCGAGCUAUAUACAAAGAAAGUGAUGUUUAUCUUCUAGACGAUUCACUGGCGGCGUUAGACGCUCAUGUCAGUGCCUUCAUCUUCAAAGAGUGUGUUUUGCAGUACUUGAAAGAUAAACUGGUGGUUUUGGUCAGUCAUAACGUGAAAUACGUGAAGGAUGCAGACACUACGGUUGUUCUACAAAACGGAACAAUCAAAAAGAUUGGGAAAUUGUCAGAACUAGACGAAUACGAAAUAGUCCAAAGUGAAGAGAAAAACGAAAAAGAUGGGUCUGAUAAAACUGACGACGACGACGACGAUACGAAUGAAGAAAGUAAACUACUAACAGAAACCUUCACCCAGAAAAAAGUGUACCAUGAAGAAAAACAAGCAGGGGAGGUUACAGCAGAAGUCUAUAAACAAUAUUUCAAAUUCGGGGGUGGGUUUUUCAAAUUAAUUCUAGUUUUCUCUCUUUUCGUAGCAGCCCAACUAUUUAUAAGCUACACGGAUAAGUUAGUCAGUAAUUGGGUUAACUUAGAAGAACGAAUCGCCAAUCAGUCGCUCGCCAAUUCCACUAACUCAACCAUCGACGAUGACCUAAACCAAGAACGACGAUACAUCUUCUACAUGUACAGUUUUAUGACGGUAGCAACCACGGUGACAACGUUUGGACGCGCAGUUGCUCUUCUAUUUUUUGCAAGAACUGCAUCUCUGUACUUGCACAAGCACAUGAUAACGACAAUAGUCAACGCGUCGAUGCAGUUCUUCGACACUAAUUUCAUAGGCAACAUUUUGAAUCGGUUCUCCAAAGAUUUAAUCACCAUUGACGAAUAUAUCCCGUUCGCAAUCUAUCACGUCUUCAGAAUUUUUCUCAUUCUUGUAGGGAUCAUCACGUUGAUAGCGACAGUCAAUCCGUUGUUCCUAAUCCCGACUGUCAUAUUUUUGUUGAUACUUCUGGUUUUGCGAAGAUUUUGUCUGAGGACUUCUAGGAAUUUGAAAAGACUGGAAGCUUUAACUAGAAGUCCGGUCGUGGGGUACUUGAAUGCUUCUUUGGAAGGAGUGACGACAAUUCGGGCUUUCAAAACCGAGAAAAUACUGAGGGACGAAUUUGACAGGCACCAGGACCUUUACUCUUCUGCUUACUAUAUUCUUGUAAGCAGCAUGCGAGCUUUUGCCUUCACCAUGGACACACUGUGUGGCUUCUACAUCUCAUUCAUAGUAUUACGAUUCCUUAUCAUUGAUAAUGAUAUUCUGGCAGGUCAUGUUGGUCUCGCGAUUUCACAGGCUUUCUCUCUAACCGGGACUCUCCAAUGGGGGAUUAGACAGUGGGCCGAAAUCGAAAACCGAAUGACCUCAGUCGAGCGCGUUCUCGAAUACACAGAAAUCAAACAAGAGAACAAACAAGGCUUGGAAUUAGAAAGUUGGCCCAAACAAGGCGAAGUCAAAUACGACAACGUCUACUUAACCUACACCAACUCGAACGAAUACGUCCUCAAAAAUAUCAACUUCACGGCCAACCCUAGGGAAAAAAUCGGGAUAGUGGGAAGAACCGGAGCCGGCAAAUCUUCCAUAAUCUCAACUCUGUUCCGACUGUACGACGUCGAAGGCAAAAUCAGUAUCGACGGCACCGAAACCAAAACCCUCUCUCUGGACUAUCUCAGAGCAAACAUUUCCAUAAUCCCGCAAGACCCAGUUCUAUUUACCGGAAGCAUUAGAGACAAUAUUGACCCUACGAGACGGUACACAGAUGACGAAAUAUGGAAGGCCAUUCAUUGUUCGCACUUAAAAAAUCUAGUGCCGAGUCUAGAUUUUGAAAUAGUGGAAGCGGGUUCUAACUUUAGUAUCGGUCAAAGGCAGCUUAUCUGUUUGGCUAGAGCGACUGUUCAAAACAACAAGAUCAUCGUUCUGGACGAGGCUACAGCUAACAUGGAUCCCGAAACGGACGAACUGAUCCAUCAAACCAUUAGGGAGAACUUCCGGGAUUGUACGGUGUUCACGGUGGCUCAUAAACUGAAUUCUAUUUUGCAUAGCGAUAGGGUGAUGGUUCUGGAUAAAGGGGAGAUAAUUGAGUUCGAUAAGCCGGGAACGUUGCUGCAGAACAAAGAUGGUGUGUUUUACAAGAUGGUGGCGAAAGCUGGAUUAGUAUGAAAGGAACUAUUACAAAUGCGUUUCCAAAAAUACAGUUAAAUAAAUGUUGAAAACUGUU